Juglans regia (Persian walnut) is the source of this 2200-nucleotide messenger RNA. RefSeq names its product HIPL1 protein-like. NCBI's taxonomy places the organism in Eukaryota, Viridiplantae, Streptophyta, Magnoliopsida, Fagales, Juglandaceae. The transcript is spliced from 7 exons. The record is from RefSeq and is a predicted model, not a curated record. The coding region runs from base 42 to 2111 and encodes 689 amino acids.
GUUUCUCUUCUUGUUCCUUGUAUUUUUUCAGUUUUGGGAGGAUGGAAGACUCUGUGGCUGUGACAAUCCUCAUUUUGUUUGUUCACUUCCUACUGCUUAAUUACCCUUCUUCUUCACUUCCAUUAUGCAGUGAUUCAAGGGCACCUCACAUUCUAAAGAGACCUCUGGUCUUUUGUCCUUACAAUGGAAGUGUGUGCUGCGACUCAGCCAAAGACCUACAGUUGCAGAAGCAAUUUCAUGAAAUGAAUAUCUCUGAUCCUGGCUGUGCUACUCUUGUGAAAUCAACUCUCUGUUCAAGGUGUGAUCAGUUCUCAGCUCAGCUAUUUAAGGUUGAAUCGGGACCUCAAGCAGUUCCUGUUCUUUGCAGCUCCACUCUAUUGCUAAACUCAUCCCUGUCAAACAAGGCACCAAGUAGCUUUUGCUCGACUGUCUGGGAUGCAUGUCAAAAUGUGUCUAUACUGAGUUCCCCUUUCGCCCCUUCACUACAAGGUAGGGGUGGGGCACCAGUGGAUUCAAGUCCAUCCAAACUAAACAAACUCUGGCAGUCAAAAAGUGUUUUCUGUGAUGCAUUUGGUGGUUCUUCUGACAAUAAAUCAAUAUGUUUCAAUGGUGAACAAGUCUCACUUAAAAAAACUGAAACUGUGCUUCCACCAAUGGGCAUGUGUCUUGAGAAAAUUGGAAAUGGGUCUUACCUCAAUAUGGUUGCACAUCCAGAUGGGUCUAACAGUGCCUUCUUCUCUGACCAAUCGGGCAAAAUUUGGUUGGCCACCAUACCUGAGCAAAGUUCAGGAGCUACUCUGGGGCUGGACAUGUCCAGGCCCUUUAUGGAUUUGUCUGAUAGAGUCUUCUCUGAUAGUAGCUUUGGGAUGAUGGGUAUGGCUUUUCAUCCCAACUUUGCCCAAAAUGGUCGUUUCUUUGCUUCAUUCAAUUGUGAUAAGGUCAAAACACCAGGGUGUUCUGGAAGGUGUGCUUGUAACUCAGAUGUAGACUGUGAUCCUUCAAAGAUAGGUUCUUCUAAUGCAGCUCAGCCAUGCCGGUAUCAUAAAGUUAUUGCAGAGUUCACUGCUAAUGGCACAUCGGGAUACAGUGCCAGCCCAAUAGAGGUGAGAAGGGUUUUUACACUGGGACUUCCGUUUGCAUUCAAUCACGCAGGCCAGAUUCUAUUUGGACCUGCAGAUGGAUAUUUAUAUGUUAUGAUGGGAGACGGUGGAAAAGGAGGUGAUCCUCAUUAUUUCUCACAAAACAAGAAAUCCUUGCUUGGAAAGAUUUUAAGGCUUGACAUUGAUAAUUUACCAAGCGCAGAUGAAAUAGGUUAUCUAGGUCUCUGGGGAAACUACUCUGUCCCUCAAGAUAAUCCUUCUUCUGAAGACAAGGACUUGCAGCCUGAAAUCUGGGCUCUAGGUUUAAGAAAUCCAUGGCGCUGUAGCUUUGACUCAGAAAGAUCUCUGUACUUCGUCUGUGCAGAUACUGGGCAGGAUCAUUAUGAAGAGGUAGAUAUAAUCACCAAGGGUGGAAACUACGGGUGGAGUGUCUUUGAAGGUCCUUUCCCCUAUAACCCUCAUCAGUCUCCGGCUAACUCUACCAAUCCAAUCUUCCCUGUGUUGGGUUACAAUCACUCAGAUGUAAAUGAUAAUGAAGGAUCUGCAGCAAUAUCUGGAGGGUAUUUUUAUCGUUCCUUGACUGAUCCAUGCAUGUUUGGAAGUUACCUGUAUGCAGAUUUGUAUGGGAGUGCUAUUUGGGCAGCUGCUGAAAGCCCUGCAAAUAGUGGAAACUUUACUUCUAACAUGAUUCCUUUCAGUUGUGCUCAUGACUCUCCAAUCCAUUGUAGCUCCAUACCAGGAAACUCUCUACCUGCUCUGGGUUACAUAUACUCAUUUGGGGAGGAUAACAGGAAAGAUAUUUUUAUUUUAGCCAGCAGUGGUGUAUACAGAGUUGUUCGUCCAAGUCGCUGUAACUACACUUGCUCAAAGGAAAAUGUCACUGCCAUCAUCUUACAGACUCCUUCAAGUGGAAACCAGUUGACUAACUUCCAUUGGAUGCUCUUUCUGUCUCUCUCUUUUCUAGGCUUUUUGUUGUCAACUGAAAGUUAUGUUCUGAUUGAGAGUUUGUGAGGGAUAAUUGCUGUAGUCUACAAAACUAUGUCCAUACCUAGUCUCAAUUUAGAGAUACCUAUAACAUUUAUAAUUUUCGAAGCAAGAAA